Molecule: messenger RNA, 1708 nt
Organism: Arvicola amphibius (Eurasian water vole)
Lineage: Eukaryota; Metazoa; Chordata; Mammalia; Rodentia; Cricetidae
Gene: Hacd4
Product: 3-hydroxyacyl-CoA dehydratase 4
Exons: 7
Coding region: 34-732 (232 amino acids)
Biological process (GO): very long-chain fatty acid biosynthetic process; fatty acid elongation; sphingolipid biosynthetic process
Cellular component (GO): endoplasmic reticulum membrane
Molecular function (GO): 3-hydroxyacyl-CoA dehydratase activity
Source: RefSeq, a predicted model, not a curated record
UCCCGGAGGCGCUGGAGGUGUAGACUGUGGUCCAUGGGGCCCUCGGUGCUGCCCACCUGGCUGCAGCCCAGGUACAGGAAGGAUGUGUACCUCUUCAUCUAUUACCUGGUCCAGUUCUGCGGCCAUUCGUGGAUACUGACAAAUAUGACAGCCAGAUUCUUCUCAUUUGGAAAAGAUUCAAUGGUCGACACAUUUUAUGCUAUCGGGCUGGUUAUGCGGGUUUGCCAAUCCAUAUCCCUCCUGGAGCUGCUGCACAUUUAUAUUGGCAUUGAGUCAAAUCAUCUUUUCCCAAGGUUUCUGCAGCUCACAGAGAGAGUGGUCAUCCUUUUUGGGGUGAUCACCAAUCAAGAGGAAAUCCAAGAGAAAUAUGUGGUGUGUGUUUUAUUCAUUUUCUGGAACCUCCUGGAUAUGGUAAGGUACACAUACAGCAUGCUGUCAGUCAUAGGAACAUCUUACGCUAUCUUGACAUGGCUCAGUCAAACGCUGUGGAUGCCAAUUUACCCUCUGUGUGUUCUUGCCGAAGCAUUUACCAUCUAUCAGUCACUGCCUUAUUUUGAGUCGUUUGGCACCAACUCCACUGUGCUGCCGUUCGACAUAUCCACCUGUUUGCCCUACGUGCUGAAGCUGUAUCUCAUGAUUCUCUUCGUAGGUAUGUAUUUCACCUACAGCCAUCUUUACACAGAAAGAAAAGAUGUCCUCAGAGUCUUUUCUGUCAAACAGAAGACAAUGUGAGGCUUCGUUCCUGCCCAUCACACAAGAGAGAAGAUGGGCUGCUGGCUCACCCUGCAGCAGAUACAGCCCUGGGCAUAUGCUAGAGAAAGAGAACUGAGAACUUGACAACAAUCUACUGCAUGGAUUCCUGCAGGCACCACAUAUUCUGUUCCGCCCCGACCGGGCCUUACGAGCACAUCUUCCACAGGCACAGCGCACCUUGCUGCACCAGGUCUGUGGACUUCACAGUGUGAGGUCUGAAUGUUUCUGUGUAAAGUUAAUGAGAAAUAGAUUCAGUGGAGUAAGUUCAACUGACUUGAGAAACCAACUGAUUAACUUCUGCAAUCGCAAUUAGCAGAUUUAUAGGAAGGGGAAGCUGUAAAAUAUCUUCUUUAAUUCUAGGAUAACAUACUCUAUAGAUAAACGCCCCCUCCCGCCGCCGCCCUUAGAGCCAUGCAGCUUGAGCAUUACGUAUACUUAGAUACUCUACAGACAAAUGCCCCCACCCUUAAAGCCAAGCAGCUAGAGUAUUACAUACACUUAGAUACUCUAUAGACAAAUACCCUGCCUUUAGAGCCAAUCACCUUGAGCAUUACGUAUACUUAGAUACUCUAUAGACAAAUGUCCCCACCCUUAGAGCCAAGCAGCUAGAGUAUUACAUACACUUAGAUACUCUAUAGACAAAUGCCCCACCCUUAGAGUCAAUUACUUUGAGCAUUACGUAUACUUAGAUACCUAUCAAAUAUCUUCUGUGUCUUAGCUCAGGCUGCUGCUGUGUCACAAAGUGCACCCCUUCUCACAGAACUUGGUUGUCAAAACUACAGAAAUUUAUGUUUUACAGUUCUAGAGGCUUGGACAUCCAAGAGCAAGAUGCUAGCCAGUUCAGUAAGAUUAGUGUGGAUGUGAACUGUAGGUCUGAUCAGCUGCUCUAGCAGGAACACUGCCAGUGUGAGCUGUAGCUAACAGAAAUAGGAAGACAGUUGGACUUCUUGGAACU